This is a messenger RNA of Rasamsonia emersonii CBS 393.64, 1953 nucleotides long. RefSeq lists its product as uncharacterized. The record is from RefSeq and is a predicted model, not a curated record. Lineage: Eukaryota; Fungi; Ascomycota; Eurotiomycetes; Eurotiales; Trichocomaceae. The transcript has a single exon. The coding region runs from base 1 to 1953 and encodes 650 amino acids.
AUGUCUCUGGAAGACUCGUACUAUAUGCCAAAAACGCCUCCUGGGGCAGCUGGGGCACAGGUUGUCGGCAGCGCGCACAGCCGCAACACCUCUGCUUCGUCCAUCUUUUCUCAAGACUCAUCUCCCGACUCGGUUGUGACGUGCAUGACAACUCCCAGCACGUCGCCUCCCAAUCAUCAGCAUGGGCCGGCUCUUUUGCCCAAGAUCCGGACUCAAGACGUGAUCGUUGAACCUGCAUCCGCUGGCGGACCACGGCGCCAUCGGCGUGUCUUGUCCAACACGCGGAAUCCUCCGGGCUUUGUGCCCUAUCCUGUCAGCCGUCCGUCUUUGCAGAGAAGUGUCAUUGACACCAGCGACUGUGCGGCGCUCGUUUCGCCGAUCUCGACAGCACCAGCCCAGGGGUCAGGUACUGCAUCGGGCCUGUCGUCGCCGAUUGCUUUGACAUCGUCGACUAAACGCAGGAGCUCGGGAGGGCACUCCCGCUCGAGCUCUGCGUCCAGCAUUGACGAGGCCACCUUGUCCCGGUACGGCUAUCCAACGUACAGGCAGCUGCCAAAGUAUGUCUCUCAGUCGCAGGUUUCUCCCACGACUCCCGUCAGCCCGGCCUCGUUCACCUAUCCGACGUACCCCCAGGUCCCAAGCAUCAGUGUGCCCAGGCCCAUCCAAGUGCCACUGGCGGUGCAGCCCUCAUAUGCGGUCGUUCCUUCUCCCCAAUAUGAGUAUCUCCACAGCUAUAGCGCGCUGCCAUCCCCUGUUGUGCAGGUCGCCCCGUCUGUUGACUCCCAAUCAUGUACUACGCUUCUGUCUUAUCUCACAAGCCCGACUCAGGCCAUUAACCUGGUCCGUAAUGUCAGCAUUGUGCCGACAAAUGGGCUUCAAGACUAUUUCUGGUGGGAUAUCCGCAAUCUGCGUAGUUGGUCGAGCUUCUCUCUCUCCACCUUCAAUGACAUCAGCGGACUCACCAAGCUUUUGAAGACUCCGAUCCCGGCUCACCUGACUCCCCAAACCAUGGUCCCGUCUUCGCGUCUGUCUCCUGAAUCGGAAAAUGCGCUGAUCAGUCUGAUCAAUGACAUCUAUGCACCCCGCGUCAACGCGGCUCUAGCAGUAUCGCAGGGGCGGGAUCACCUACGGCUUUAUCCUGCUCCGGAUGCCCACACGUCUGCCAGCCGGAACCGCGGCGGGGCUCACUUUCUUGCCAACUAUGCCUCUGAUACCGAGCGCACGAGCUCAGGCUCGCCACGAGGGCGCGUUGUCGGGAUAGUCAAGAGCUUCGAUCGCUGGAACACAGGCAUGCGAAACGAGCCGCCGCAUCGACGGGUGGAGUAUCUCAGGGGAUUGGCACAUCUGCAGCGCUGCAUGCGGGAGCACUCGUGUCGAUAUGGCUUCAUCAUGACGGAGAUCGAGCUGGUUUGCGUCCGCGCUGGCUGCGAUGAAGGCGACGAUGUGCCGUAUUUUGGAUUCCUCGAGCUCGCAUCACCUAUUGCCACGAAAGAGUCUUCUGCAACGUUUAAUGUGGAAGCUGUGAAGUCUGCAGAAGCGGUGGCGACAGCCGACUCGAGCGAACCUCCUCACUCCCCAGGCUCCUCUGACGACUCUUCCUCCCGCAGUGCCUCUCCGCCUACCGCAAGCUGCCCCGAGAAUGCAUCCGAAGGCCUCAAUGUUCCCAUGACCGCUACGCUGGGCCUCUAUUUCCUGCUGAUGCUGUCCAAAGCGGUGCCGCUGCCAUCUCAGCCGUCAGGUCACCUGAAUGUCGGUGGACCUGGGGCGCUGACCCGUCAACGCAUCCUGCCCGAACCCAAGGAUAAGUGGAUUCCAGAACCUCAGACGGCAGAGAAACGGGUCGCCAAAAGGGUACGUGGAUGGGUGUGGCCACAGGAUGCAUGGGACCGCCGCGAGGGAGCGCGACCCAAAUCGGCUGCGAUGAGAGCAAGGGCUAAGCAGUGGCACAAAUAG